Arctia plantaginis is the source of this 1272-nucleotide messenger RNA. Lineage: Eukaryota; Metazoa; Arthropoda; Insecta; Lepidoptera; Erebidae. The record is from the annotation of a GenBank genome assembly.
AUGUCGAAGUCCGUGUACUUUCGAGAAGAAAACGAAUCAGACACGACAAAACUAGAAAAGACUCUAGCUGCCACGGGAGCCGAAGUCGACGAAAUUUCAAAAUACCGUCGUUUAUUUAUUAAAGAAAUAUCUACUGGACUUCGUUUUCUCAUCGAUACGGGAGCCAACGUGUCUGUCCUACCAAUAAGAAAAAUAGAAAAAAGCAGAAUGAAGCAAAAUAGUAACCUAUACGCCGCCGACGGAACGUCAAUACCAUCAUAUGGCGAACGAACAAUGGUUUUGAAUAUCGGUUUACGGAGACCCUUCAAAUGUAAUGUUGUGAUCGCCGAAGUAACUCGACCAAUAUUAGGCGCCGACUUCCUGCACAAACAUCAACUUACAGUCGACAUUCAUGGGCGGCGAUUGAUUGACAAAAAAACUGGGUUAUCUGUCAUCGGGUACGUCAUACCUACAUCAAAGCACAGUAUCAACACUGUAAGCAACAAGCAACCGUAUCACGACCUAGUGGCAAAGUACCCAGAUAUCACUCGACCAACGCUGAAGCUCUGUCACAGUGAGCCACCGCCGCCGUUUCAAUUUGAUAAUAGUUUGUGCAACAUAACUUCUGGGAAUCUGAGUACAGAAUGGCAAAAGUGGAAGACUGCAUUCAACAUCUACUAUGAAGCUUGUGAAUUAUCCAACAAAAACAAGAAAACGCAAGUUAACAUUUUGCUACAUAUUGUUGGCGAGAAAUGUCGAGAAGUAGCGGCACAAUUUAAUGAACAGUGGAAUACGGUGGAUGAGUUAUUAAAAAAGUUUGAUGACUUUUUUAUACCAAAGAAAAAUUUGGCAGUGGAACGCCAUAAGUUUUUCAAGAGGGACCAAAGGGAGUUAGAAUCUGCAGAACAAUACGUUUUUGAAUUAAACAAGAUGGCGGUCCAGUGUGAAUUUAAAGAUUUACGUGACGAUCUUGUCUGUAGCAGGUUGAUAUGUGGCAUAAGGGAUAUAGCCCUAUCCGAAAGAUUAUUACGUGAACCAGACAUGAGGUUAGAAAAAGCAAUCGAAAUAUGCAGAUUGGCGGAAAUGUCGCGUAUGCAAGCAAGGAACAUCAAGGAAAACCAAGAAUAUAAUAGCCAGGUACACGCGAUUAAUGAAGAAAAGAUAAGCGAGCACGACAUUAAUGGGCAGUCCACGCAGGGUUCACGCACAUCAAAGCAGACAAAGACCGGCCGUUCUCGUUAUGACCAUCCGCCGAGACAAGACACGGUGAACCACUCAACUCAUACUAAAUAA